UAGUGUGUUCCUUACUUUUUCAUAUUAACUUUCCAUCUCCUCUCCUUUCCUGUCCUGUCUUGCAGUUAUCAUCAUCGUCCCCCUCCACCUCGUCCGAAUCGAAGCUAACGACGGCGACGGUUAACGACAUCGGAGGAGCGUGGUGGUGGUGGUGGUGGCUCUAUCUACACAUUCGAGGAAACUAUUUCAAUUUUUUAAUUCAUAGGAAUUCACCCAAUUCUUCUCAUUCCCGAUCCAUCGUGCUUCCCCAUGGAUUUGUCGCUUCUGUUGCUCCUUCCGUAACAACAUUUCUUCGGAUUUAGGGUUUUGAUUCUUGCAAUCAAUAUGCCUUUCAAGAAGAUAGUUCGUGAGCUUAGGGGUCGUAACAAAGCCGUUGGUAGGCGGGGAAGAUCUCACAUUGCGCCUGAAGGAUCUUCUUCUUCUUCUUCUUCGCCUUCUCCAUCGACUGAUGAAUGUUCAGAACAGAGCAUUUGGGUUGAUUUGCCUCCUGAGUUGCUUCUUGACAUCAUCCAUCGGAUCGAGUCUGGACAGGCUUUGUGGCCUGGGAGGAGAGACGUUGUUGCUUGCGCCUCCGUUUGUAGGUCGUGGAGGGAGAUGACUAAAGAUGAAGUUGUUAAAGUUCCUGAGCUCUCUGGUCUCCUCACUUUUCCUGUUUCCUUAAAACAGCCUGGUCCUAGAGAUGCUCCGAUUCAAUGCUUUAUCAAACGAGAAAGAGCCACUGGGAUAUACCGUCUCUAUCUCGGUUUAAGCCCUGCUCUUUCUGGCGACAAGAGUAAGCUCUUACUGUCGGCUAAGAAAGUCAGGAGGGCGACCGGUAUGGAGUUUGUUGUAUCCUUGUCGGGAAAUGACUUCUCUAGAAGUAGCACUAGUUACAUAGGGAAACUAAGAUCUAAUUUCCUGGGAACUAAGUUCACGGUCUACGAAAACCGACCACCUCUGGUUCAUUCCGAAACAUCAUCCAACCGGAAACAACCACCAUCCAUGCGCGUGUCUCCAUGGGUAUCAUCAUCUCCUCAUAGUUACAAAAUGGCUUCGAUCUUGUAUGAGCUGAAUGUCCUCAGAACCAGAGGUCCAAGAAGAAUGCAAUGUAUCAUGAACAGCAUCCCAGUUUCGUCGAUUCAAGAAGGCGGACAAGUUCAUUCUCCGACCGAGUUCACAAACCUAGGAAAUAAGAAGAACAAGAAGUCGAUGAUGGAUUUAUGCACAGGGAACAUGGGAGGAGAAUCCGUUGUAAAGGAACCAUUAGUCCUGAAAAACAAGUCACCCAGAUGGCACGAGCAGCUCCAGUGCUGGUGUCUAAACUUCAAAGGACGAGUCACGGUCGCCUCGGUGAAAAACUUCCAGCUAAUUGCAGCUGCUGCAGAAGCAGGGAAGAACAUGAACAUACCAGAGGAGGAGCAAGAGAGAGUGAUAUUACAGUUUGGGAAGAUAGGGAAAGAUAUUUUCACCAUGGAUUAUCGUUACCCAAUCUCCGCAUUCCAAGCGUUUGCCAUUUGUUUAAGCAGCUUCGACACGAAGCCUGUCUGCGAAUGAAAUCAUAUUCUCUAUUUGCAGUUUGUUGUGUGUUUGAUGAAUGUUGUACAUACUUUUCCUUCUUUUGGAGCAAAAACAAAUCAGAUAUGUUUUCUUUCAA
Brassica napus (rape) is the source of this 1633-nucleotide messenger RNA. RefSeq names its product tubby-like F-box protein 6. Gene Ontology annotation, molecular function: protein binding. Lineage: Eukaryota; Viridiplantae; Streptophyta; Magnoliopsida; Brassicales; Brassicaceae. The transcript is spliced from 5 exons. Bases 325 to 1533 code for a protein of 402 amino acids. The record is from RefSeq and is a predicted model, not a curated record.